AUGGGGGCUCCUGUGUUUAUGAGAAACCCAUCCAGAAGCAGAGAUGCCGCUGCAAUGCACUCGGGUAGCACCUACACAGUGAUCCAAUUAUGCCAUGCUUUCCAAGCAGCAGAUCUGUCAGGUGUCUGUCCUUCUGGCAGCACAGAUCCUGCAGCGGUGACCACGGGAGCAGAACAGCCAGACCCAGCUGGUACAUUUAAUGCUGAAGAUUUCAAUGCCUUGAAUAGGGGCAUUGCUGCUGUCAAGGAAGAUGCUGUGGAAAUGUUGGCCAGCUAUGGGCUGGCAUACUCCCUGAUGAAGUUCUUCACGGGUCCGAUGAGUGACUUCAAAAAUGUAGGUCUGGUGUUUGUGAACAGCAAGAGAGACAGGACCAAAGCAGUUUUGUGCAUGGUUGUGGCUGGCGCUGUAGCUGCUGUAUUUCAUACUUUAAUAGCAUAUAGUGAUUUGGGGUAUUACAUUAUUAAUAAGCUGCACCAUGUGGAUGAAUCAGUGGGAAGUAAAACUCGGAGGGCCUUCCUUUAUCUUGCUGCCUUCCCUUUUAUGGAUGCCAUGGCAUGGACCCAUGCUGGGAUUCUGCUAAAACACAAGUACAGUUUCCUAGUGGGAUGUGCCUCCAUCUCAGAUGUCAUAGCUCAGGUUGUUUUUGUAGCCAUUUUGCUUCACAGUCACUUGGAGUGCAGGGAGCCUCUCUUGAUCCCAAUCUUGUCCUUAUACAUGGGAGCGCUUGUCCGAUGUACCACGCUCUGCCUCGGAUACUACAGGAACAUACAUGAUGUUAUUCCUGACAGAAGUGGGCCUGAAAUGGGGGGAGAAGCUACAAUAAGGAAGAUGCUGAGUUUCUGGUGGCCUUUGGCAUUAAUUUUGGCAACUCAGCGAAUAAGUAGGCCCAUUGUCAACCUCUUUGUCUCCCGGGACCUAGGUGGCAGUUCUGCAGCCACAGAGGCAGUGGCAAUUUUGACAGCUACAUAUCCUGUGGGACACAUGCCUUAUGGCUGGCUGACAGAGAUCAGAGCUGUAUACCCUGCUUUUGACAAGAAUAACCCCAGCAAUAAACUGGUGAACACCAACAGCACCGUCACAGCGACACACAUCAAGAAGUUCACUUUUGUUUGCAUGGCAUUGUCCUUAACGCUCUGUUUUGUGAUGUUUUGGACGCCAAAUGUGUCAGAGAAGAUUUUAGUUGACAUAAUUGGAGUAGACUUCGCUUUUGCAGAGCUGUGUGUCGUUCCUUUGCGCAUCUUCUCCUUUUUUCCACUUCCAGUGACUGUCAGAGCACACUUGACUGGUUGGCUGAUGACUCUGAAGAAGACAUUUGUGUUGGCACCCAGCUCAGUGCUGCGGAUUAUUGUCCUCAUCACCAGUCUCAUCGUGCUGCCUUACCUAGGAGUUCAUGGAGCCACUCUUGGAGUAGGAUCCCUUCUCGCUGGUUUUGUAGGAGAAUCCACCAUGGUUGCAAUAGCAGCUUGUUACGUCUAUAGGAAACAGAAAAAGAAGAGGAAUGAGAAUGAGACAGCUGCAGAAGGUGAAGACUCUGCAAUGACCGACAUGCCUCACACGGAGGAGAUGACAGACAUCGUAGAAAUGAGAGAAGAGAAUGAAUAAUAAAUGGGAUGCAAUUGUUCUCUGCAGGGACGAUUGGAGUGACGCUUCAGCAUCUUGUCGUCUCUCAUACUUUUUUGUUUGUUCGUUUUUAUUUUUGUAAUAAAGAGGC
Ficedula albicollis (Collared flycatcher) is the source of this 1711-nucleotide messenger RNA. RefSeq names its product ANKH inorganic pyrophosphate transport regulator (gene ANKH). Lineage: Eukaryota; Metazoa; Chordata; Aves; Passeriformes; Muscicapidae. Bases 1 to 1602 code for a protein of 533 amino acids. The transcript has 12 exons. The record is from RefSeq and is a predicted model, not a curated record. Gene Ontology annotation, biological process: phosphate ion transmembrane transport. Gene Ontology annotation, molecular function: phosphate transmembrane transporter activity. Gene Ontology annotation, cellular component: membrane.